Messenger RNA from Lathyrus oleraceus (garden pea), 852 nucleotides. RefSeq lists its product as uncharacterized. The transcript has a single exon. Lineage: Eukaryota; Viridiplantae; Streptophyta; Magnoliopsida; Fabales; Fabaceae. The coding region runs from base 1 to 852 and encodes 283 amino acids. The record is from RefSeq and is a predicted model, not a curated record.
AUGGAAGUUUAUUUAUCAAAGAAGAUUAGCUCUGGUAAGGGAACUAGGAAAGAUUAUUUUGAAUUCAAAGAGGUGAUAAGUAUGAUUCAAGAGGCUAGUUUAAUGAAAAUUGUAACUGGUUUUGGCAAGUGCUAUAAAAUUCUUGUCAAAGAAUUUAUUGUGAACAUCUCUAAGGGAUAUGACAACAAGAGGAGCAAGGAGUUUAGAAAAGUGUAUGUUAGAGGAAGACGUGUGGAUUCUUCUCCUGAAAUAAUCAAUAGGUUCUUUGGAAGAAAUGAAGAAAAACAAGCUAAAAUAGAAGUCUCUGACAAUGUUAUCCGCGGAGAGAUUACUGCUAAACAAGUGAAGAAAUGUCCAAGGAAAGGGAAAUUAUUUGCAAGUGCCUGGAGUGUGAAGCAUGUUGUUCUCCAUAGAAUUAGAGCUGCUAAUUGGGUCCCUACCAAUCCCACUUCCAAUAUUGCUACGAGUCUAGGUAAUUUUAUUUAUAUUGUAGGGACUAAGUCAAGUUUUGACUUUGGAUCCUAUGUCUUUGAUCAAACUAUGAAGCAUGCUGCCUCUUAUAUUGUGAAGAUGCCAAUAGCUUUUCCCUCCUUGAUCUGUGGUGUUAUCCUAAGUCAACAACCAAUCAUCUUAAUCAGCUCUGACAGUACCUGCAAAAGGGACCCUCCUCUCUCAUUACAUUAUAAGCUAUCCACUAGGAAACAUGUCCCAGACAUUGUCAUGACAUCUGGGCAGACACCUUCCAGACCUACUAAUAGAACAUGCAUCCUUGCUGAGUUAAAAGAUACCUGCAAUACUUUAGAUGAAACUAUAAAAGUUGUACUUAAAGGAAAAUCAAGAUUGAAAUGUUGA